Messenger RNA from Mizuhopecten yessoensis (Yesso scallop), 1027 nucleotides. RefSeq lists its product as uncharacterized. The coding region runs from base 1 to 966 and encodes 321 amino acids. The record is from RefSeq and is a predicted model, not a curated record. NCBI's taxonomy places the organism in Eukaryota, Metazoa, Mollusca, Bivalvia, Pectinida, Pectinidae. The transcript has 4 exons.
AUGGAGUUGGACGAUCUUAUUGACAAACAAAAGAUGGCGAAGGAACACGACGAAGCGGAGAAUGUCGUUUUAACAGAAACUAUUAAUGAGGUCAUGUAUGAGGACGAGACAGUGUGUAACGAGGCCGAGUCAACUCGCCAUUUUGUAGAACAGAUGAGAAAUAUAAACACUGUACGUAAAACUGUAUCUGACCUAAACAAGUUUACAACGUGGCUUAAAUCAAAGAAUGAACAGCGACAACAAGGAGAGUUGGACUCAAAGGAACUGGACCAAUACCUUGCAUUGUUUUUCAUGAAUGCACAGAAAUCAAACGGGGGUGAAUUUGAACAGGACACUCUGAAAUCAAUCCAGUCCAGUAUUAAUCGACACCUGAAACAGAAAGGGCUUACUGUUGAUAUUAUUUCCGACAGAGAAUUUACACACUCAAGGGAAGUAUUUGCAUCAAAGAGGAAACUGUUGAGGCAACACGGGAAAGGAAACCGUGCUAAGCAAGCGACUGAGGAAAUUGGCAUCAUGUACGCUAAAAAUCUCCUGGGAAAAGCAAAUCCAAGGGCCCUUUUCAACACGAUAUACAUAAACAACACACUACACCUCGGUAUGCGUUCAAGGGAGGAGCAUGCACAUCUGAGAUGGGGCGAUGUUGAGAUGAAAGCAAGUUCGACUGGAGAGGGAUUUCUUGAAUUCACAGAGAGAGCGACGAAGACCAAGAAUGGUGUGAAUGGUGGUUCUAGACCGUAUCUGCCCAAAAGGUAUGAAGACAAUGGAAAUCCGAGGUGUCCCGUCAUGAUAUAUCAAGAGUAUGCAGCCAGACGGGCAGUCAGCAUGAAGAGGGACGAGGAUCCAUUCUAUUUGGGGGUACAUAAGAAGUGCAAUGAAAACAGCGAAUACAGGUAUGUGUUGCAACCAAUGGACAAAAAUACCCUGGGGUGUAUUGUGAAAACAAUGUGCGAGAGUCAGGGAUCCUAGGCCGAAAGGUCAACCAUAGGGCUCGGAAAACCGCGAUUAGCACGUUGCCGCCGACACUGGU